Molecule: messenger RNA, 3511 nt
Organism: Brassica rapa (field mustard)
Lineage: Eukaryota; Viridiplantae; Streptophyta; Magnoliopsida; Brassicales; Brassicaceae
Product: ABC transporter G family member 6
Biological process (GO): transmembrane transport
Cellular component (GO): membrane
Molecular function (GO): ATP binding; ABC-type transporter activity; ATP hydrolysis activity
Source: RefSeq, a predicted model, not a curated record
AUCCUGCCGACAGACCGAGGAAAUUCCGACGGAAUUCCGAUGCCAACGGCUAGUUCGUCGGAAUUUCCUCGGAAUUUUUAAAAUCCCCCAACGGCUCUCUAACGUCUAUAAUAUUUUCUCGGAAUUCAUCGGUUUUUUCCGAGGAAUACAAUUUUCCUCGGUAUUUCAUAAGAAUAUUCCGACAGAAUGAUAUUUCCUCGGAAUUCCGUCGGUAUAUUCCGAGGAAAUUCCGAGGAAACUAAAUUUUGUGUUUCCUCGGAAAUUCCUUGGGAUAUUCCGAUAAUUUCAUUUUCCGUCGGAAUUUUCGUCAGAAUACCGCUGUUUUCUUAUAGUGUUUCAGUUAUGUUAAUCAAAACGUAUAUGUCGUCUUUUCCAGGCCCGUCUCAUGGGGAUUGAGGGCCCAGUGCUACUCUAAAUUGUUUCACAAAUGUUAUUUAAUAAAAUAAAAUCAUUAAAAUUAUUGAGUCCUAUUUUAUAAUGGUUUUAAAAAUUUAGGGUCCUAAAUUCUAAAGAAAAUUAGUAAAACCAAUGUUGGGCCCUGUACAUUUGUUCCAUGGACACACCCUCAAAGCCGGGCCCGGUCUUUUCCACCACAUUCGAAAAAUGAAUUCGCCUGGUUAAAGUGAAGGAUGAAGGUUGUAUAAUUUAUCUUCUUAGCUUAAAGGUUGGUGAAGGAACGGUGAAUUCAUUCACCAAGGUCCAGAAAAUGAAUUUACCUAGUUAAGAAAGUUACUAUAACUAUCCUUAUGAUAAUCAUCUUUUCACAUUGUAUAACUUAUCUUCUCAGCUUGAAACUUGAAAGGUGGGUGAAAGAAAGGUGGCCUAAAUUGGGCAAGGUUGGCCUAAAAUAUAUAUAUAUUUGAAUGCUAUACGAAAACACUGUGGUGACAUGUGGCAUUUUGUGUUUUACACACUAACUUGUUUUUAUUUUAGGUUUGGAGGUUCAUCUACACUAGCCGUCACCAUUUGUGACUUUGAAGUUUCUCUUUUAAAAAAAAACUGUUCAUCAACCUAAUCCUAUAAAUCAAAGCAAAGGCCCAACCACAUUGACAACUUUAUCUAUAAAUAGAAAUAGAAAUUAAAAUCCAUCACUCAGAAACUCUUCCCUCUCCUGCUAACGGUAGCUUAGACGCCGUUUAUUUUUUCCCGCUUUCAGACAAACACUAUGUCCCGUGUGGUAGCAACAGACGACAACAUGUCGUUACCGUUCUUCUCCCCGGAGCCUAACCAUCUCUCCACCUUCUCAACCGCCUCUUCUUCUCCAACCUUUGCUCAGCUCUUGAAGAACGUCGGCGACACGACGACGGUUGAGCUCAACGAUCAGCAUCACGUCGAUAUGAAUCUCGCCUCCCCAAACCAAUCCGUACCGUUCCAUCUCUCCUUCAACGAUCUCACUUACAGCGUCAAAGUCCGCCGCAAGUUCACCUGGAAACGCGCCCCUUCCGCAGAUCCCAUCGUCGGAGAGAGUCCACUCUCUUCCAAGACGAAGACGCUUCUCAACGGAAUCUCCGGAGAGGCUCGAGACGGCGAGAUACUCGCCGUCCUCGGAGCGAGCGGCUCCGGUAAAUCGACGCUGAUCGAUGCCUUAGCGAAUCGAAUCGCGAAAGGAAGCUUGAAAGGAAACGUGACGCUCAACGGCGAAGUUCUCAACUCGAAGAUGCAGAAAGCGAUCUCGGCUUACGUGAUGCAGGACGAUCUCCUCUUCCCGAUGCUAACCGUCGAGGAGACGCUGAUGUUCGCGGCGGAGUUUCGUCUCCCGAGAAGCCUCUCGAAAUCGAAGAAGAGUCUCCGAGUACAAGCUUUGAUCGAUCAGUUAGGACUUCGAAACGCAGCGAAGACGAUCAUCGGAGACGAAGGUCAUCGUGGAAUCUCGGGAGGUGAGAGGCGGAGAGUUUCGAUCGGGAUCGAUAUCAUCCACGAUCCGAUUCUGCUUUUCCUAGACGAGCCGACCUCGGGACUUGACUCGACGAGCGCUCUCAGUGUCGUUAAGGUUCUCAAGCGAAUCGCGCAGAGCGGGAGCAUGGUGAUCAUGACUCUUCACCAGCCUAGCUACCGUCUCCUUCGUUUGCUCGAUAGGCUACUCUUUUUAUCCCGUGGACAAACCGUAUUCAGCGGAUCUCCCGCGAUGCUACCGAGUUUCUUCGCGGAGUUUGGCCACCCGAUUCCUGAACGCGAGAAUCGAACCGAGUUCGCUUUAGACUUAAUCCGAGAGCUGGAAGGAUCAGCCGGUGGGACUAGGAGUUUAGUUGAAUUCAAUAAAGAGUUCAGACAGAGAAAAGCAGAGCCAAGAACUCAGACCGGUCUAUCUCUAAAAGAAGCCAUCAGCGCUAGCAUUUCCAAAGGGAAGCUCGUAUCCGGAGCCACUAGUGGCUCCGGAUCGAGCCCCGUUUCCACCAUUCCAACGUUUGCGAACCCGUUCUGGGUCGAACUUCUGGUUCUAGCCAAACGUUCCAUGACUAACUACCGCAGACAGCCUGAGCUUUUCGGGAUACGACUAGGAGCUGUUCUAGUCACCGGAUUCAUCUUAGCAACCAUGUUUUGGCAGCUUGAUAACUCCCCUAAAGGAGUCCAAGAGCGUCUCGGAUUCUUCGCGUUUGCGAUGUCAACAACGUUCUACACCUGCGCAGACGCUUUGCCCGUUUUCCUCCAAGAACGUUUCAUUUUCAUGAGAGAAACCGCUUACAACGCUUACAGAAGAUCUUCCUAUGUGCUGUCUCACUCUCUAGUGGCUCUUCCUUCGUUAAUCAUCCUCUCGUUGGCUUUCGCAGCAACUACGUUCUGGGCCGUGGGGUUAGAUGGAGGCCUCAUGGGCUUCCUCUUCUACUUCCUAAUAGUCUUGGCAGCUUUCUGGGCGGGAAGCUCAUUUGUAACUUUCUUAUCAGGCGUUGUCCCGCAUGUAAUGCUUGGUUACACCAUCGUGGUAGCUAUAUUAGCCUACUUCUUGCUUUUCAGUGGCUUCUUCAUCACGCGAGAUCGUAUCCCUGCCUACUGGAUCUGGUUCCAUUACAUCUCCUUAGUCAAGUACCCUUACGAAGCUGUUCUCAUAAACGAAUUUGGUGACCCCACAAAGUGUUUCAUCAGGGGAGUUCAGAUAUUUGACAACACACCUCUCGCGGCUGUGCCUCAGGGGAUGAAAGUUAAGCUUUUGUCGACUAUGAGCAAGUCGCUUGGCAUGAGGAUCACGAGCUCCACUUGCUUGACUACAGGAUAUGAUAUUUUGCAGCAGCAAGGUGUUACGGAUCUCAGCAAAUGGAAUUGCUUGUGGAUCACGGUCGCUUGUGGGUUCUUCUUCCGAAUCUUGUUCUACUUUUCUCUGCUUUUGGGCAGCAAGAACAAGAGAAGGUAAGAACAAAACUGUGUUCUAUAUUAUGGACUGAUUCGAAACUUUGUUUUACUUGUUUGUGUACUGUACUUUCCUUUAUUCUUUGUUGUAUAUUUUUUAUUAUUCUGUUGGUAAAAUUGUUCAAAAUACACCAUUUGAACAUUCUAUGAAGAAAUCAUAUGACAUGUA